CUUCUCGCGAGAUUUUGCGUUGGUUUGUUGUCAACGAUACUGCCCAGACAAGUUGAUCAAAUAAAUAUUCCACUGCAACACAGACGAUAAGAAUGGAUGAAUUUCAAACAGGAGAGGAUACCGCCUUUGUUGUUGAUGAAGUGACAACCAUAAUUAAGGAGUCAAUAGAAGGUGCCAUUGGAGGAAACUCAUAUCAACAUAAUAAAGUGAACCAAUGGACAUCAAAUGUUGUAGAACAGUGCUUGAAUCAACUGACCAAAUUGGGCAAACCAUUUAAAUAUAUUGUAACCUGUGUAAUUAUGCAGAAGAAUGGUGCUGGUUUACAUACUGCAAGUUCCUGCUUCUGGGAUAACUCUACAGAUGGAAGCUGUACAGUAAGAUGGGAAAACAAGACAAUGUACUGUAUAGUAUCAGUAUUUGGACUGACGAUCUAAUCACCUUGUGACAUUGAACAAUUUGACUUUAAACAUCUAUGUACAUAAUGUAAACAAGGAUUUUAUUUAUGGAGGAGCAUUUAUAAUAUUAUAAUGGGAUGCUGGUGUACCUGACAAGCAGAUCAUUCCAAUGUGAUGUCAGACAUUUUUUUUCCUAAAAUAUUCUUUUCAUAAAUUUUGAGGCAACGUUUUGAUUUUCAUACUCAAGUGUAAUAUUAUUAAGCUAGAGCCCAAAAGUUAUCUGCUUGAGAUUUUUUUCCUUUCUGCAAUAUUUAUGAGCUCUUCCAACAAAAUAUGAAUAUUUGUACAUGUUAAUUUAUCAAAGAAAAUUAUUAUUUGUUUAUUUGUUUUGUUCUGUGAUAUUUUUACAUACUUUGUACUUAUUUGAUCAUUUAGUACUAACAAAUUAUUUAUUGACUUUGAACAAACAAGUGUGGUAAAGUAAUAUAAAUGGUAGAUUUUUACACCAAUUAACAUUGUUUGCAUGGUUGUUUGAUUCAUAGAUAAUUUAUGCAGACCUUUCUGUCAUUGUCAAAAAGAAAGCCAUCAAUACUAGCCUGUCAACUUGCUGUAUUUAUCAUAUUAUAGAAAAUUAUUAAAUUGUGUUCACAAAUUAAA
Mytilus californianus (California mussel) is the source of this 1052-nucleotide messenger RNA. Its product is annotated as dynein light chain Tctex-type 1. Lineage: Eukaryota; Metazoa; Mollusca; Bivalvia; Mytilida; Mytilidae. The transcript has 5 exons. Gene Ontology annotation, biological process: microtubule-based movement. The record is from RefSeq and is a predicted model, not a curated record. Gene Ontology annotation, molecular function: dynein intermediate chain binding. Bases 93 to 434 code for a protein of 113 amino acids. Gene Ontology annotation, cellular component: cytoplasm; cytoplasmic dynein complex.